AUGGCUCCAAAGAAUAAGUUUGACGAAUUGAAAGAGGAGUGGUUGAAGAGGAACAACUAUGGAGUAAAGGAGAAUAGGAACUUGGGAGAGACAAAAUUAAUGAACGAAAUAGCAUCUUGGGUUAAUGAAAUGUUAAGGGAAAUGGUAGACGAAGGGAGUAAAGAACUUAGUAAAGAACUAUGCGAAGGAAUGAAUGAAAAAGAAGGAAAAGGAAUGACACCGGGAGAAAUAGAAGUGUGCGCCUUCAUUGUCAAGAAUUUGUGGGAUAUGAGAAAAAGAAGUAUGAGUCAAUGCAGGAAGGGUGAAAUUAAUUCAGAAAUGAAAGAAUACGUCCAAUGUGCAGUAAUGAAUGCAUGGAUUGAUGAAUAUUGGAGUGCGCAUUGUGAAAGGGCAAAAAACGUCAUAAGCAAUGCACUCGCUGUAAUGGAGGAACUGAACGAAGGAUUCAGUACGGGGGAUGGAUGUGAAGAAUGUAAAUACAAGGAAUUGGAGCCCAUGGAAAUAUUGGGGAGGGUCAGUAUGUUAAGUAUUAUUCGUGGUGCUAUGAAUGGGAAUCCGAAAGUUACGCAAUUAAUAAGGGAAAAUCAAACACCGAAGGAAAAAUGUACGCCAGAAGAAAAGAAUGAUAAAAUAUGGAGUGAUUUCAAGAAAACAUUUGAUGACUUAAUCAGUAGAUUUAAGGAACAUGAGCCGGAUGAAAUAAAAAAGCUCUGUGGUGAAAUCAAGGCAGAUGGUUUUGGAAGUGUCGACAAUAAAAAAGAACUUUGUAAAGCUAUGUUACGAAUAAGAUAUUUUAUAAAUGGAAUUAAGGGAGGGAAAGGAAGAGGGGGCGAGCCGAAUAUUGAAAAAUUGACCGACAUACAGUCAUACCAAAGGUGUAUUGUAGGAAUGAUAACUAUGUUAGAGUUUUUCCAAUGGCAUUGUAAGUUUGAAGAAAUUGCGCAAUAUGUAGUAGGACCAAUGGAAGCAAUGUUAGAUGUGUAUGGACUGAAUGGAAAAUUUGAAAAGUGUAAAAUAGUAGACACUAAAAGUUUAGUAAUAGGUCAAAAGGUCGUGAGGGAUGAAAUUAAAAAGUGGAUAAAAGAUGUUAAGGGAUCAAUAGGAAGAGUGCAACAAAUAAGGACGGUAGGUGAAGACCAUUGUAAGGGAGAGAAUCAUGCACAAAAACAAAAGGAAGAGGAAGAAAAGAAUAGGGAAAAUGUUAUAAAGUUAUUCGGAAGGGAGAAGAAAGAAGAGUUAGGGAUAUUGACUAAUACCAGUAAUGAUUUUCCCAUGGAACAUGUGGAAAAAAAAUUAAAGGAAAUAGAUAAAGUUGGAGCAGGUGAUACAAAAAGAGGGCAGUUGGAGAAGGAAAUAGAGGAAAUAAUAGGGAAUACAUCAGGUUGUUCUGCACACUUAGGAAGUAAAGUCCUGAACGAGGAGGAAGAAAACUGGGGGGAACUAUUUACAAAAUUCUCAAAUCAUCCUCUAGAUAGUGACACUCAUUAUGAUAGGGACAAAUUUAAUGCAAUGGCAGUUUGGUGUGAAGGGGAUGAUAGUGACGCAGUUAAUUUGAAGGAACAUAAGGAAUUUUGCCAAUUGUUGCUAAAGAAUUUACUAAUGGUGAAAGAAAUUAAUUAUUCAUGUGAAAAAGAAACACUAGAGCAUGGAGGAAAGAAAUGGUGUGUUAAAGCUUGUGAUUUAUUGAAUAUAUGGUUAAUGCAUAUACGUGAUGUGUGUGUAUCCGAGGAUGUUAUUAAAGGAGUGUUCACAAGAGUGCAUGCAGCAGAUGAACUUUUCGGGGGUACAGGGGAAUACACAGAGUGUAUGUAUGGAAGGAUUAGUAAUUUAAGGAGAGAUGAUGAUGAUAUUUUAAAUAAUAUACUGAAAUGGAUGGAAUGUAAGAAGGGAGAGGGAGAGUUAGAUGAAAUUCAUAAGAAGAAUUGGUGCACUGCGAGCAGUGCACUAAAAAGAUCAAAAGGAUGGACUCAAUGGAAAAAUCAAAAUACAGAUAGGAACAGGGAGCUGCAGGGAGAGGAGUAUAUGAAAAAACUGAACGAAGAAGCAACAAAAAAGGAACAUAUAUUGCAGAAAAUGCAGUCCAUUGUGGGCUUACAACCCCAACCACCACCUCCCCCCGUCCAACCACUAACCCGACAAGGCAAGGACUGUAGAAAGAUUAACGACUUAUGUCAGCGCGCCAAAUGUGUAUCAACACAAUGGUUUAAGGACAGAAUGGAUAAAACGAUAGGAAAUCAGAACUGGUGUACAUUUUGGGACACGGACGUCCCAGGAAAAUUGACAGGUUUGUCUGAAAAAUUAGCAAAGAACGACCCAGAGGUCGAUCCUCUGUGCGAGAAAAUUUAUGGGAAGAAUACUACACUAAGUGAAACAGAGAAGAACGCAUGUAUCUCCAUUAUUAAGGGAUUAAAACAUAUAUACAACAUUGAGGUAGAUCUGAGUAAGAUAGAUCCAAAGAAAAAUUAUGCAGAAGAAAAAAAGAAGAAGGAGAAUAGUAGAAUAUUCCAUCAAACUAUCAAAUGCAUCUUCCUGAAUGCAUAUGCUGAUAAAUUGAAAAAGGAGGUUAAAUCCCCAUGUAAUAUCACGGAAGAAACUAUAACUGAAGCAUUUAAGAGAGGAAAUAAAAAGAAGGAUGAUUGGUGUGAGGAGAAGAAAAAGAAGAAUGGAGGUGACUGUUUUGAAUGUAAAAGGGAAGCUAACUUUAAAGAUUGCACACUACACGUGGAUGAAGCAUUGUUGAAUAAGCCACCAGGUAUAAGAUGUGAGCAAUACAAUAAAAAUAUAAAAGGGAAGUUGGAUGACAUGCUCAAGAACGACACUAAAAUAACAACAACCCUAACAGCUAUAAAUAAUAUAAAUAAUACCUUAUGUAAUCGCGUAAAUUGUGUAACAGUAAAAUGGUUUGAAAAUAGAAUGGGUCCAAAUGGGAGAAGUGGGACUUCAAAGCAAAACUGGUGCACAUUUUGGCUGCAGCACGACGUUGGACGCGUAUUUAGGGGACUGUCUAAUGCUAUGACUAAUAAAAGGGGAGACACCGACAACUAUUGUAAUAAAGUCGGGCAGGAGGACAGUGCAGAAAGAAAGGUAUGUCAAUAUAUUACUAGGGGGUUAGAAUAUAUAUAUAAAAUUACAAAGAACGAAGUGCCGAAAAGUAUAACAAACAAAGAGAAUAAGGCAAAGUUAGAAAAGCAAUAUGCUGAUGAUCAACCAUUUGAUCAAGUUGUGGGAUGCCUCUUCCUGAAUGUGUACGCUGAUAGAAUAAAGCACAAAUGCCUAGCAGCCGAGGCGGGCAUAGAACACGCUUUCAUGAAAAGUGAACAAAUUAAAAAUGGAACAUCUCCAUGCAGUGGGGAGGGUAAUAAUUGUGUUACUUGCACAAGGAAACCUAAUUUUGAUUGCACACUGAACGUGGAGGCAGACCUGUUGAAUAAGGGCGCAAGUGGAACGUGCGAAAAUGACAGAAUUAAUAUACAGAACAAGUUGGGUAAAAUGCUCGACCCAAGGACAAACGGGGAUCCAAGUGUACAGCCAGCUCUGAAAGCAUUAAAUAACAUAUGUCCAACCAAACCACCAGAAGCACCACAACCACAAGCUGCCAAACCGGCAGCAGAAACUACAACUUCUAAGGGUACUGAAAAUACCACUCCAAGUAAGAAAUGUGAAAAUAUGGACCAAAUUAAUGAUGCUGAACAGUUGGGAGCAUGUCUCGAUGCUAUGGAUAAUCAAAUUAGUGCCAUUCCUGGUAGUAUUGCUGAUAAUGAUGAUACCCCACUUAGCGGUACCUGGGUAUCACCAGGUGGCAAAGCAGGUACAGCAUCAGGUCCUACACAUACACACUCCCGAACUCCAAGUACAGUAACAGACACACAAACACCUGCAUCUUCCAAUUCCGUUGCAAGUUCCAGUUCUGGUACUGGCUCAGGUGCUCGGGGUGCUGGAGUUGGUGGUGCUAAGGACACUGCUACUUCCAAAGACUCAUCACCGACGACUCCUGAUGUGGAUAUAAAGGGUCCUAAGGUAGACGUACCAUUAACUCCACCAGGAGGACCAAAUCUUGGUCUAUCAUCAGGAACAACACAAUUAGGAACAGGUCUACAGGGAUCAGUUUCAAAUGGUCCGCGAAGUAAAAAAUUAACACCGAAAAAUGCCGCAAAGUUCCUUCCCCUUAAACCAUAUUUUGCCUUGCCUGGUAAAAGAAAACGUUACAGAAGAGCUCCUCAAAUACGUGGUCCCUCGUUAGAACAGAAGAUUGUUGACCAUGUGGAUGACCAGGCAGAUGGUCAACAUGGAUAUACCUUAGUAAAGGACCGAAAACCAAGAUCUGUUCCAACGAAAAGGACGAGGAGCCCAAAAAAACGUCCUGAUCGCCGUGGUGUAGGUCGCCGCACUAUUAUUGAUAUUCAUUUAGAAGUUUUAGACGAAUGUCAAAGGGGGGACACAAAAGUGGAUCAGGAGGACUUUUUUGAAAUUUUGGUUCAGGAAUUUAUGGGAAGCAAUUUUAUAAAAGAAGAAAAUGUUCCUAAGGAAGAGGUUGCAAGUUCAGAUUCCGGAUUUAGGAUAGAUGUUCCUAAGGAACAGGGUCGAAGUGUAGAUUCAGGUUUAGGGUUUAGGGAGAAAGGCUUUGUUCCAAAGGAAGGUGUUCCUAAGGAACAGGUUCCAAGUUCAGAUUCCGGGUUUAGGGAAGAAGACUUUUUUCCUAAGGGAAGAAGUUUGUAA
Messenger RNA from Plasmodium coatneyi, 4716 nucleotides. Its product is annotated as SICA antigen. The transcript has 9 exons. The record is from RefSeq and is a predicted model, not a curated record. NCBI's taxonomy places the organism in Eukaryota, Apicomplexa, Aconoidasida, Haemosporida, Plasmodiidae. Bases 1 to 4716 code for a protein of 1571 amino acids.